GUUUUUUAUUAGAAAAGGUGACGGGCGACUUUUCAAUUUUUGCUGGGAAAUUCUUAAAUUACAUCGUCGUGACAUCCACGGCAGGAGACGGAGCUAACUAGAUACCGUAACUAAAGCCUUUGGCAAAUGUUGGAAUACAGCCAUUUUAAACACAGAGCCGGCCAAGAUGGCGCAAAAGCUCCUAUGUUGUACAGACAACCUUCUUCUGUUACCAGUAUGCGGGGUGUUCAUGACUCUACUUGGCCUGGUCCUACUGAUCAUCUAUCUCGUUGCAAGAGGCAUAACAUCAUCGCUCUAUCUCGUGGAUGCCCCAAUACCAGCAUACCUGACUGCACUUCUAACUAUUGCCAUCGGUGUUUUCUUAAUAAUUCUAUUAAAGAAGAGGCAUGUCAUUUUGGUAUGCCUGACGAUAUUGGCUAGUGUGAUUGACCUGAUAGUGUGUAUCGUCCACACCAUCACUGCUGCUCUGGUUUCCAUCCCGUUCCUUGGAAGCUUCUCGGUCUGUGUCCUGAGAGCGACUAGCUCCGAAUGCCAGUGUUAUAUUCUAGGGGAUGGCAGUACCAAUAGCACUGUCAUUGUACCUGGAGAUGAAACUAAGCACUAUACCUUCCAAGAUGUGAAAAGUUGUGGCUCUAUCGAGGUCACUUUGAGGGACUUCCUGUAUACCCUAUCCAUUGUGUACAGCUUUGGUGCCAUUGGUUGUUUGGUCUCUGCCAUCCUUUCAACACUAAUACUAUGCAGCAAUAGAAGGUCUAGCAAAGAUGAGGUUGAAGAGGAAGUUCUUCCUUCAAGAGAAAGAAGCAAUCAACAAACAAACCAACAUGAAGAAGAAUCUCGAGGAAGAAGCAGUACUGCUCAAAGACCUUUGGAGGAAGCAACCAGCCAAGGGACACCUGUACAGUCUGGAUCAGGAAAUGAAGCCUUGUUGACUCACCAGGGUGCCAGGUCUCAGAACUCUGUAGGAAGAACACCUGAAAGACCAGUGAGAAGAGCAGCAAGUGUAGGAAGAUCUCCUGAAAGACCAGUGAGAAGAACAGCUAGUGUGAACUCUCCAACACGUGGUGUAACCAUACAUGAAGCAGUUACGCCAAGCAGCCGUGCGGGAUCUGCUCUACGCAUCCAUACUCUUGGUCCAGCGAGUGGGGAAAGUGGUGCGAGACAGAGACCAAGACCUCCUCUCCUGGUCCGCAGUGGCUACCUUCAGAGUCACGUCAAUGGGCCCAGAAUACCAGUCUAUACGGUCCAUGGGUCCAAUGAGUCCUACAUAUCCCUCGUAGACCUACCUAAACUGCAGCUGCCUGCGCUUAGUCAGGUUCCAGCCUAUGUUCGAGAACUACCAGGUCUUCCUAAUUAUGAGCCCCCACCAUACAGCCCCACUGCAGAAAUACCAGAGAGACCCGACUCUGGGGGGCAAACAAUCCCUUCACCUCCAGUACGACAAUGUUUGUUUGGAGAAGAUGCUAACUCAGAACAAAAUGAAUUCCAGGAAUUAGAGCUUCAAGCACCAAUGGCAACUGACCCCUUUAGAGCAAGAGAAGAACUAGGAGAUUCUGCAGAUGAACAGAUACCGCUAGAAACGGAUGUUUCAUUGGAAACUUCAAACCCACCUAAUUGUGUCGUGCAAGAGAAUAACAUUGAUCCAGACCCUCUUGUAUCAGAAGAAACUAAUGAUGCAAUCCUAAACCUUGCCAUUCCGGAGACUAAUGAAAAUAGCAUGGAUGCAGGAAUUGCCAAUCCAGUGUUUGAGGGGGAGGAAACAGAUAUUGUGGAAGACAUUAAUCAGCCACCGGAUAUUCUGAUGGAGGCUAUCGAAUCAGCAAGGUCAAGCUUGAAUACAUCCACAAAUAUUCAAGAUGCUUCUGUAAAUUCCACACCACAGGACUCCAGAAGGACGGCAUCUACGGUCCGAGUUUCAGGGUUGAUCUCUAAUGAGAGUUCUACUGACUCCCAGGCAGAGGUAACAUUAAGAACUUCAGAAAUCAAACAGGAUACAAGGCAGAAUCCUCAAAAUGAUAUGAAUCGCCCAAAGAGAUCGACACGAUUGCAGCAUCAAACCACAAAUCCCCAAGAACAUUCUCUUGAGCCUUUGCAGAGACAUAAAGGUCUUGCAAGUGAUCAAACAAGGGGAAAAAGUUUGAAAACCCUUCCUAUCAAUAUCAGUCCAGACGCUAGAUCCAGGGAAGUUAGGAGAAGUAGAAGUUUGUGUGCUUCAAGGAAUCCAGGGCCUGAUCGUCCGCUUCAGGAGAUUCAGUCCUCAUCAAAUAAAGGCAAAAGACGUUCUGAAACCUACGGUAGAAAGAGAAAUGUGGAGAAUGGUGCUAGGAGAAAGGAUUACUGGCAUGUGGGUGAAGAAAGAAGUAGUGGUUUGCGAUAUAAGCCCACCACAUCAGAAAUCAAACUCAUUCCUGAAAUAGCCCUACAGAGAAGCUAUGAUUACGUCAGGUCAAGACGGCCUAACGUAUCAAGUGGUGAAAAUGACAUCAGUAUUGUGGAAGAGGCAAGUUCUCUUUCAGCCAAACACUCUUCAAAAAAGAGGAAGAAACCAAAGGAAUCAAGAAGGACUGAUACACAAGCUGAGAGUAGAAUUUAAAGAAGAUAAACAAAUUGUACAGCUAGUAAUGGUGCUAAACAAAAGAGUUACAGGCAUGUGCCUGACGAAAACAAAAUGUCAGAUUUUGACUUUAUUUUCUCCAAAUUGCAUUCCUCAACGUUGUUUUGUAACACAAAGAUUUAGACAAGUAUGUCCAAAUAGUAAUAUAUGAACAGUAUUUUUUUUCAUGUUACAUUUAUUUUGGACAACAAAAUUAUGGACAUGCAUGUAUAAAGUGCAGUAUAUUUACAUUAUUGUUUUUACAUCCAAAGCACCCCUCCCCCCAAAACAUGACAUAAUGGUGCAUGUUAAAUUAUUGAACCCCCAAUGCCUGCCUUGUUUCAGAACUGCCACUCUACUAUUCCAAUUGAAUUAUAACAGUCAAUGGCCUGUAUUCAAAGUCUGGUUUAAAUUACACCAUAUGUCUAGCUCUGUGCUUAAAUUAUGGAAGCCAAAAUCAUCAAAAUGUUUCUGACUUUGUAAAUAUAUGUUUACUGUACUCUUUCCUAAUUCGUUUAUGGUGAACACAACACUCUUAUUUCCAGACAGUUCAGAAUGAACUGAGCGCGUCAUGGUCUAAUGGUUUUGAUUCUCGACUUUCAAACAGAGGGUCAUUGGUUUGAAUCCUAGUCAUGGCGUCUUUUCCUUCAGCAAGAAAUUUAUGCAGUGUGCUGCACUCGACCCAGGUGAGGUAAAUGGGUACCGGCAGGAAGUAAUUCCUCAAAAAGCUGUGCGCACCAGAAUCAGUAGACUAGCUUACCCGGGGUAAUAUAAGAGCGCCUUGAGUACCUAGCAAGGUGGAUACAUGCGCUAUACAAAUCCUAUAUUAUUAUCAUAAUGAUUUUUUUUUUGUCAAAUGAGCUGAUAAAUCAGAGCUGUACUGUUAGAGAUUUGUCUCAAUUGGCUAUCCAUAGUUGAACCACAAAUUUAGACCAGUUUUAAUUAAAACCGAAUACAGAAAAUGGAGUCAAAACAGAAUGCAAAGAUGACCCAAGUGUUUAUAACUUUAAAUAAAAAAAAAAAUUGCCGAUUCGAAUAGAAAACAAGCAAUUGCUUAGAAAUUAACAAAAAUGAGCAGUUAGGGGUUUUCCAAGCAACAUCUGUGUUGGAGAUCUUCAACGUGAUAAUGUUUUUGCUUAGAAUUCACAACUUCACAAGAUUUAUAUAGAUAUACAUUGAUACAGUGACAAUUUCACUCAAUUUUUAAGCCUUUAAUCCCUUGAUAUUCAUUGUUCACUCCAAUUACAUUAGUUAAGCUCAUGAGAAAUAUUCAGUUGCAUGCAGAAUUGUUCAAACCCUGUGGUACAAUGAGUCUUUAUUUUUGUAAAAUUCUUAUUUACAAUUUUUAUUCUUUAUGGAAUGAAAUAUUGUAAAAUCAACCAAAUCAUACAUCAAAUUCAAGACAAGGCUAUAGCCUUCAAUUUAAUCAGCAUUAGUAAUUAUGUUCAUUCAUAUUUGAACAAAUAUGGUCAGAUAUGGCAAAUAAACGGUCAUUUCAUUUUGUAAAUCAUGUUAGACGUGUAAUUUUCAGAGUGUAAUUAUAUUUACCAAUGACAAUAGUCAUUUUAUUUGUUCACUGUAUAAAAUGCUGCAUCAAUAUUUGGUCACCUUGAUGAAAAAGAGGCUCCUGUAUACCGAUAUUUAUAUAUUUAUAUUUGGUGUGUGUGUGUGUUUAUAUAUGAAAUAAAGCUUUUAUUUUUGUAGACAUUUAAACUGCACAUUAUACUAUCAUAUGUAUUUAGCACAUCUACAUUGUAAUCAAGUUCAGCCGGUUUUUCUUUUAUGUUUACUCAAAAUUUGAUAC
Molecule: messenger RNA, 4394 nt
Organism: Lytechinus variegatus (green sea urchin)
Lineage: Eukaryota; Metazoa; Echinodermata; Echinoidea; Temnopleuroida; Toxopneustidae
Exons: 7
Coding region: 167-2590 (807 amino acids)
Source: RefSeq, a predicted model, not a curated record